This is a messenger RNA of Malus domestica (apple), 2729 nucleotides long. RefSeq names its product ent-copalyl diphosphate synthase 1-like. The record is from RefSeq and is a predicted model, not a curated record. Gene Ontology annotation, molecular function: magnesium ion binding; terpene synthase activity. Gene Ontology annotation, cellular component: chloroplast. Lineage: Eukaryota; Viridiplantae; Streptophyta; Magnoliopsida; Rosales; Rosaceae. Gene Ontology annotation, biological process: gibberellin biosynthetic process.
CCCUCGAGAGCUCUCUUCAUUUCUAUACUGUGCGCCUGCUGCUUCUUCCACGCAACAAACAACAAAAUGUCUUCUGGUUCCGCCCAGCCUUUUCUCUCUGCACUCUCAUCUCUUCGACGAACCACCUCCUCUUCUCUUUCCAUUAUUAAUCAAUCACCGCGAGUUUGGCUAUUCGGGGCUAAAGAUAAAAGAUUUUUUCGCUCCAAAAGCAUUACGGUUUCAAAACCCCGAACUCAAGAUCUCGUGUUACAAAAUAAUGAUCUGCUUCUGAAGCGGCCCGAGAGUGUGGAGGACGACAUAGAAGGAGAUGAAGCAGAGGACGACAUAGAAGGAGAUGAAGCAGCUCCUAUGGAUUUUAAAUUGAUUAAUAAGAUCAAGGAACAUGUUGAAUUCAUUAGAUCAAUGUUGGCUUCGAUGGAGGACGGGGAGAUAUCAAUCUCGGCAUACGACACCGCAUGGGUGGCUUUAGUGGACGAUGUUGAGGGUGAGGGAAGUGGUCUGCCUCAGUUUCCAUCCACCCUCGAUUGGAUUGCCAACAAUCAGCUCCUAGAUGGCUCUUGGGGCGAUAGUGAAAGUUUCACUGCUCAUGAUCGCAUCAUCAACACCAUAGCUUGCGUUGUAGCACUCAAAUCGUGGAACGUUCAUCCUGACAAAUGCAAAAAAGGAAUGGCAUAUUUCAAGAAGAACAUAAGUAAUCUUGGGAACGAGAAUGCUAAGCACAUGCCGAUCGGGUUUGAAAUUGUUUUUCCUUCAAUUAUUGAAGUAGCUCGGAGUUUAAACCUGGAAGUACCUGAUGACAGUCCUGUGUUGAAUGAGAUUUAUGCCAUGAGAAAUCUAAAGCUCAAAAAAAUACCGAGGGAAAUAUUGCACAAAGUGCCCACAACACUGCUCUACAGCUUGGAAGGAAUGGCAGAUUUGGACUGGGAAAAGCUUCUAAAACUGCAGUCCCAAGAUGGCUCUUUCAUGAUGUCGCCGGCUUCCACUGCCUAUGCCCUCAUGCAGACCAGAGAUCCAAAUUGCUUGGCUUAUUUGGCCCAGGUCGUUCACAAAUUCAACGGCGGAGUCCCUAAUGUAUACCCAGUCGACUUGUUCGAACAUGUAUGGGCUGUGGAUCGACUGCAGCGCUUAGGAAUCUCUAGACAUUUCGAGCCACAACUUAAGCAAUGUAUUGAUUACAUAAAUAGAUAUUGGACUGAGAAAGGAAUAGGUUGGGUCAGAAAUUCGGAGAUUCGGGAUAUUGAUGACACAUCCAUGGGAUUCAGACUACUCAGGUUGUAUGGCCACCAAGUAUAUGCUGAUGUGUUCAAGAAUUUCAAGAAGGCCAAUGAGUUCAUCUGCUUGGCUGGACAAAGCACACAAGCUGUGACUGGAACGUACAACUUGUUUAGGGCUAGUCAGGUGUUGUUCCCAGGAGAGACGAUCCUUGAGGAGGCUAAGGAGUUUUCCACAAAAUUUCUCAGAGAAAAACAAGCUUCCAAUGAGCUGAUAGACAAAUGGGUCAUCAUGAAGGACUUGCCCGGCGAGGUGGAGUACGCACUGGAUGUUCCAUGGUAUGCGAGCUUACCUCGACUGGAGGCUAGAUUCUACAUCCAACAGUACGGUGGAGGAGAUGACGUUUGGAUUGGCAAGGUUCUCUACAGGAUGCCAUACGUGAACAAUAAUUUGUAUCUCGAGCUGGCAAAACUGGACUACAACAAUUGCCAAACACUGCAUCUGAUUGAAUGGGACAACAUUCAAAAGGGGUACGCAGAAUGUAAACUUGAAGACUAUGGAUUGAGUAGAAGAAGCCUCCUCUUGGCCUAUUUUGUUGCUGCGGCCAGUACUUUUGAACCGGAAAGAUCCAACGAACGGCUUGCAUGGGCUAAAUCGACUUCCUUAAUUGAGACAAUUGGGUCUCAUUUCAAGGAGGAAACUCCUGAACAAAGGAGGGCAUUUGUGCAUGAAUUCAGAACUACGAAGAUGAAUACAAACAAGAAACGGCAGGGACUUAUUGAGACCUUGCUGGCAACCAUACACCACUUCUCAAUGGACGCAAUGGCAGCGCAUAGCCAAAACAUCAGCCACCCUCUCCGCCAAGCUUGGGAAAACUGGCUUCUGAAGUGGCAAGAGAAAGGAGAUAUGCACCAAGAUGAAGCCGCGCUGCUGGUGGAAACGAUAAAUCAAAUCGCUGGCAUUUCGCUUUCAGAGGGGCCGUUGUUGUCCAAUGAUCUAGACCAUAACCAACUUUUGAAGAUCACCAACAGAGUUUGCAACAGACUUCCCUGCUACCAAAACCAAAAGCACAAGGUGAAUAAAAACGGCAGCUACAUCGUAACAACCAAGGAAAUCGAAUCAGACAUGCAGCAACUCGUGCAAAUGGUGCUCCAAAAGCCUUUGCACGGUGCAGAAUCUUCGACCAAGCAAACCUUUUUCAUAGUUGCGAGGAGCUUUUACUAUUGUGCAUACUCAGACCCUGAAACCAUCAACCACCACAUCACCAAAGUACUAUUCGAGAGAGUAAUUUGAUCCUUCUGUAUAGGAUUGGUGGAAAAUUAUAUAUAAAUUGUGGGUUAUGUUUAUGGAGGAUGAAAGAUUGUUGUAAGGCACGUUUGUUUGAUGAGUGAUUUUCGUUAAGGGAAGUAAUUUCCCGCACACCCCUAUUGAUGUAUAUUCUUGAUUCUCCUUUGAUUUCUUUAAACUUGAAGACCAGAAAUAAACAGAUGUGUUGGGGGAAAAACUUGAUAUAUAAA